This is a messenger RNA of Ailuropoda melanoleuca (giant panda), 3545 nucleotides long. It is a transcript of the gene SREBF2, whose product is annotated as sterol regulatory element binding transcription factor 2. Bases 156 to 3545 code for a protein of 1129 amino acids. The record is from RefSeq and is a predicted model, not a curated record. Gene Ontology annotation, biological process: positive regulation of cholesterol storage; positive regulation of transcription by RNA polymerase II. Lineage: Eukaryota; Metazoa; Chordata; Mammalia; Carnivora; Ursidae. Gene Ontology annotation, molecular function: protein dimerization activity; RNA polymerase II cis-regulatory region sequence-specific DNA binding; DNA-binding transcription factor activity, RNA polymerase II-specific. The transcript has 19 exons. Gene Ontology annotation, cellular component: nucleus.
GCCCCUCCCGCGCGGCGCAAACAUGGCGGCGGCUGGCACCGGCCGGUAAGGCGGUGCCGGGAGGAGGCUGUCGGGUGUCAUGGGCCGUGGCGGCGGCACCGCCCCCGCGUCUCCCUGAGCGGGACGGUAAGGGGGCCUCCGCGCCGAGCCGGGCGAUGGACGAGAGCGGCGAGCUGGGCGGUCUGGAGACCAUGGAGACGCUCACAGAGCUGGGCGACGAGCUGACCCUGGGGGACAUCGACGAGAUGCUGCAGUUUGUCAGCAAUCAAGUCGGAGAGUUCCCUGACUUAUUCUCAGAGCAGUUGUGUAGCUCCUUCCCCAGCGGCGGCGGGGGCGGAGGCAGCGGUGGUGGCAGCGGCGGCGGCGGCAGCAGCAAUGGCGGGGGCGGAGCAGGGGACCCGUCGAUGCAGCAGCGGUCCUUCAGCCAGGUCCCUUUACCUGCCUUCUCUCCCUCGGCCGCCUCCCCCCAGGCUCCAGCCCUGCAGGUCAAAGUUCCCCCCACCACGGUGCCCACCCCCCCGCGGGCAACUCCUGUUCUUCAGCCCCGCCCCCAGCCCCAGCCCCCGGCCCAGCUGCAGCAGCAGACGGUGAUGAUCACACCGACGUUCAGCACUGCUCCGCCUACGAGGAUCAUCCAGCAGCCUCUGAUAUACCAGAACGCCGCCACCAGCUUUCAAGUCCUUCAGCCUCAAGUCCAAAGCCUAGUGACAUCCUCCCAGGUGCAGCCCGUCACCAUCCAGCAGCAGGUGCAGACGGUGCAGGCCCAGCGGGUGCUGACACAGACGGCCAAUGGCACGCUGCAGACCCUCGCCCCGGCCACGGUGCAGACAGUUGCCGCCCCCCAGGUGCAGCAGGUCCCGGUCCUGGUACAGCCUCAGAUCAUCAAGACAGAUUCCCUUGUUUUGACCACACUAAAGACAGAUGGCAGCCCUGUCAUGGCCGCAGUCCAGAACCCAGCCCUCACCGCCCUCACCACCCCCAUCCAGACAGCUGCCCUUCAAGUACCAACUCUGGUGGGCAGCAAUGGGACCAUUUUGACCACAAUGCCUGUGAUGAUGGGGCAAGAGAAAGUGCCCAUUAAACAGGUACCUGGGGGCGUCAAGCAGCUGGAGCCCCCCAAAGAAGGAGAAAGGCGGACCACACACAACAUCAUCGAGAAGCGGUAUCGCUCCUCUAUCAAUGACAAAAUCAUCGAGUUGAAGGACCUGGUCAUGGGCACAGAUGCCAAGAUGCACAAGUCUGGCGUCCUGAGGAAGGCCAUCGACUACAUCAAAUACUUGCAGCAGGUCAAUCAUAAACUGCGCCAGGAGAACAUGGUGCUGAAGCUGGCAAAUCAGAAAAACAAGCUCCUGAAGGGCAUCGACCUAGGCAGCCUGGUGGACAAUGACGUGGAGCUAAAGAUCGAUGACUUUAAUCAGAAUGUCCUUCUGAUGUCCCCUCCGGCCUCUGACUCAGGGUCCCAGGCUGGCUUCUCCCCCUACUCCAUUGACUCUGAACCAGGAAGCCCUUUGUUGGAUGAUGCAAAGGUCAAAGAUGAGCCGGACUCUCCGCCCGUAGCGCUGGGCAUGGUGGACCGCUCUCGAAUUCUACUGUGUGUCCUCACCUUUCUCUGCCUCUCCUUUAACCCCCUGACUGCCCUGCUGCAGUGGGGAGGGGCCCACAGCUCUGACCAGCACCCAUACUCAGGCUCUGGCCGCAGCAUCCUUUCGCUUGAGUCAGGUUCUGGGGGCUGGUUUGACUGGAUGAUGCCAACGCUCCUCUUAUGGCUGGUAAAUGGCGUGAUUGUCCUGAGCGUCUUUGUGAAGCUGCUGGUCCACGGGGAGCCAGUGAUCCGGCCGCAUUCACGCUCCUCAGUCACCUUCUGGAGACACCGGAAGCAGGCAGAUCUGGACCUUGCCAGGGGGGAUUUUGCGGCUGCUGCAGCCAACCUACAGACCUGUCUGUCGGUGUUGGGCCGGGCCCUGCCCACCUCCCGCCUGGACCUAGCCUGCAGCCUCUCCUGGAAUGUGAUUCGCUACAGCCUGCAGAAGCUGCGCCUGGUGCGUUGGCUGCUCAAGAAGGUCUUCCAGCGCCGGCGGGCCGCCCUGGCCACCGCAGCAGGCUUCGAGGACGAAGCCAAGGCCAGCGCUCGGGACGCGGCCCUGGCCUAUCACAGGCUGCACCAGCUGCACAUCACAGGAAAGCUUCCUGCGGGAUCUGCUUGUUCCGACGUACACAUGGCUUUGUGCGCCGUGAACCUGGCUGAAUGCGCAGAAGAGAAAAUCCCACCAAGCACAUUGGUUGAGAUCCAUCUGACUGCCGCCAUGGGGCUCAAGACCCGGUGUGGGGGCAAGCUAGGCUUCCUGGCGAGCUACUUCCUCAGUAGAGCCCAGAACCUGUGUGGCCCUGAGCGCAGCGCCGUCCCUGACUCACUGCGCUGGCUGUGCCACCCCCUGGGCCAGAAGUUUUUCAUGGAGCGGAGCUGGUCGGUGAAGUCAGCUGCCAAGGAGAGUCUGUACUGUGCUCAGAGGAACCCAGCUGACCCCAUUGCCCAGGUCCACCAGGCCUUCUGCAAGAACCUGCUGGAGCGAGCUGUGGAAUCACUGGUGAAGCCUCAGGCCAAGAAGAAGGCUGGAGACCAGGACGAAGAGAGCUGUGAAUUCUCUAAUGCUCUGGAGUACCUGAAAUUACUUAAUUCUUUUGUGGACUCUGUGGGAAUUGUGACCCCACCCUUCUCCAGCAGCUCUGUGCUCAAGUCAGCCCUUGGUCCAGAUGUCAUCUGUCGAUGGUGGACGUCCGCCAUCACUGUGGCCAUCAGCUGGCUCCAGGGAGACGACGCGGCUGUACGCGCUCAUUUUACUGAAGUAGAGCGUGUCCCCAAAGCCCUGGAAGUGACAGAGAGCCCCCUGGUGAAGGCCGUCUUCCACACCUGCAGAGCCAUGCACACCUCACUGUCUGGGAAGGCGGAUGGGCAGCAGAGUUCCUUCUGCCACUGUGAGAGGGCCAGCGGCCACCUCUGGAGCAGCCUCAACGUUAGCGGGGCCACCUGCGACCUCACCCUCAACCACGUGGUCCAGCUGCUGACCUGUGACCUGCUACUGUCACUGAGGACAGCCCUCUGGCAGAAGCAGGCGGGAGCCAGCCAGGCCCUGGGCGAGACGUACCACGCAUCGGGCGCUGAACUGGCCGGCUUCCAGCGGGACCUGGGCAGCCUGCGCCGGCUGGCACACAACUUCCGCCCGGCGUACCGCAAGGUGUUCCUGCAUGAAGCCACCGUGCGUCUGAUGGCGGGAGCCAGCCCCACCCGCACGCACCAGCUGCUGGAGCACAGCCUGCGCCGACGAACCGCUCAGAACACCAAGCACGGUGAGUCUCCCUGCACCCCCAGCAGGAGUUGUGUGAGGCUGUGUAGUGUGACCGCUGUGAUGACUAGCCAGGUGGCUGCGUGGCUUGGCUUCUGGGGGGUGGCCCUGGACCAAGCUGGCCAAGUGGCCUGCAAGCCAGGUGCCGGCUCAGGGCCAGAUUAUGUCAAUGAGGAUCAGCCGGGCUACCAACUCAAGAUGUAG